Molecule: messenger RNA, 620 nt
Organism: Saitoella complicata NRRL Y-17804
Lineage: Eukaryota; Fungi; Ascomycota; Saitoellomycetes; Saitoellales; Saitoellaceae
Product: transcription initiation factor IID, TAF10 subunit
Exons: 2
Coding region: 1-423 (140 amino acids)
Biological process (GO): transcription initiation at RNA polymerase II promoter
Cellular component (GO): nucleus; transcription factor TFIID complex; SAGA complex
Molecular function (GO): promoter-specific chromatin binding; RNA polymerase II general transcription initiation factor activity
Source: RefSeq, a predicted model, not a curated record
AUGAAGGAAGGUGGUGCGGAGAAUGAAGAAGAUGAGGGGAACAGAGUCCCUCCGCCGCCGCCGGGAAGGCCAGAUCGGACGUUGAGGGACUUCUUGGGGAAGAUGGAUACGUAUGCGCCGAUUAUCCCCGACGCAGUAACGAACCACUACCUCUCCCAAGCCGGCUUCUCAACCCCCGACCCCCGCCUCUCCCGCCUCCUCGCCCUCGCAACCCAAAAGUUCGUGUCGGAUUUAGCUACCUCGGCGUACCAACACUCCCGGAUUCGGACGAGUGGGGUUAGUAACGUCGGGGAGGGUGCGGUGGGUGUACAGGGUGGUGGGAGGAGAGGGAAGGAGAGGAAGAGUGUUUUGACGAUGGAGGAUUUGCAGGGGGCUGUGGCGGAGUGGGGGGUUAAUCUGAAGAGGGGGGAGUUUUACCGGUGAGGGGGUGUUUGGCAUGGGAUGAUGAGGUUGAAUAUGGAGCGUCGAAGGACGGAGAUGAGUCUUAUGGAGGGAUGAUUCCUCGACGGGAGAGGUUCAGCUUGAAUGAUCGAGACCGAGAUCUGGUUAACAAUACAAUCCAUUAACGCAUUACCGCGCAUACUAAAAAUAAAGAAACCCGCAACAAAAGACUAAGAAGC